Messenger RNA from Lactuca virosa, 453 nucleotides. Lineage: Eukaryota; Viridiplantae; Streptophyta; Magnoliopsida; Asterales; Asteraceae. The record is from the annotation of a GenBank genome assembly.
AUGAACACUACCAUCAUACCCUUACAUCGUCAUCGGCGAUUGCUGAAAAACUUCAAUUAUAAGUUUUCUAUCUACCCCCACUCAUCAAACCCUCAGAGCCCCAAACGAAAAUCUGUCACUGUUUGUAUCCAGAUAUUUGUUUCAAAGGAUUUGAUGAAGAAGCUGAUGGAGGCGAAGGCUUUAGCCGUUGAAUCAGACCUGGAAAUUGUUUUUGGUGGUGAAGCCAAUUGCCUUAAAGACGGAAUUAAGCUGCAAUAAGUAAGAAAUGGAAAAAGAAGAGAGAUAAGUUCCAGCAUUGGCAGCGAGAGGCCUGUAAAGGAGUAGAUACUUCCAUCUGGUUACAUCUUUAUAGUGCACUGCUAUUAUUGGUGCAUUAAUGUUAUGUAUGUUAUAACAAUAUUCAAUUUUUUGUUGUUUGUUUUUUUUACAGUUUGUGUUUAGCUUGUUGGCCUU